Molecule: messenger RNA, 1386 nt
Organism: Rhinichthys klamathensis goyatoka
Lineage: Eukaryota; Metazoa; Chordata; Actinopteri; Cypriniformes; Leuciscidae
Product: macrophage mannose receptor 1-like
Exons: 7
Coding region: 1-1386 (461 amino acids)
Source: RefSeq, a predicted model, not a curated record
AUGACGUGGCGUGACGCUCAACUUUACUGCAGAACCAACUACAUAGACAUGGCCACGAUUACAGAGGACGCGGAGAACAAGGCCCUCGCAGACAUUAUUACUGAACACCGCGGUCUGGACGCCUGGAUCGGCUUGUCCAAGAACUUGUGGCUCUGGUCGGAUCAGACAAAAGUGUCGUGGUCUUCGGUCAGAUGGCAGACUGGACAGCCCGAUAACACUGACGGCCAGGAGGAGUGUGUGUGUGCCGGGACUGAAGGAGAGAUGGCGGACGUCUCCUGCUCGACUCCUCGGUUCUUCUACUGCAAAACCCCUGAGGUUAGGAAAAUGAAGCUUGUCAGAGUCGCAGUGAAAUCAGCUGGAUAUCUGAAAGAAUCUGCUGUGAUGGCGGCUGUCGAAACCAAGAUAAUGGAGCACAAACUAUUUACACUCCUCGUUUUAAUUGGUUGUUCCACCUCACCAGCCUAUCAGCAGCCUGAGAACGUCUACUACUUCGUGUCGGAAGCGAAAUCGUUCUCUGAAGCGAAGCUGUACUGUAAAGAGACCUACACAGACCUGGCAACUGUCACUAACACAGAUGAUCUGAGGACACUUCAGACCGAACGGGUCCCGUAUGAGGGCGCGUGGAUCGGGCUGAGGGAAACCAAGGCUCCUCUCUGGCACUGGGCUCUGGCUGACCCUCGCUUUUACAGAGACACUGAGACACAAUACAGAAACUGGGCAGCUCUCGAGCCCGACAGCGGUCUGAACCAAGACUGCGUCAUCAUGACGUACAGGGGGGAGUUCGAAAACACCAACUGCCUCGAUAUCUUCCACUUCAUUUGUUAUGAUGCCGCCGACAUUGAGCAGCAGUACGUGUACAUCAGUCUUCUGUUCACGUGGAGAGGAGCUCAGAGUUACUGUAGACAGUUUCACACAGAUCUGGCCAGCGUCAGGAACCCGGACGAGAACCUUCAGAUCAAGUGGCUCAUUCCCAAACUAGGGUUCGCUUACAUCGGCCUUUUCCAGGACUCUUUCAGCUGGACCGACAGAAGCGAGUCUGCCUUCAGAAACUGGGAUUUGUUUCAGCCAGAUUUGUUUGGAGAAUGUGUUGCAAUACAGGAGGACAAAUAUUGGAAGACUGAGCUCUGCGGGAAACUGAAGCCAUUUUUCUGCUAUCGCAGUGAGGUUGUGAUGAAGAGGCAGAUACUGAGACUGGAGGUGAAAUCUGCUCUGAACGUGAACGAUCCUGAUAUGAAGACGGCCAUCUUAGCCGAGAUCCAGCAGAGGCUGCAGACACUGGGAGUGAGGAACAUCACGGCACUGGAAUGGAGAGAAACAGUGGAUGGAUCGGUUUUCCAGAAGAACCGGAGUAGAACCGCUGCAGAUCCGAUGAAAGGGAAGAGAUGA